CCCCCCGAUAACACCAAAAUGAAGCUUCGACUCCUUGUUGCUCUACUUCCUGUCGUGUUACCCUUCGUGCAUGGUGCCCCUGCCCGCCGGGAUACCCCCAAUCCGGGUCUUCGAGGAAGCGACUCACUAGUUGGAUAUUCACCAUCCAAUAAUGGUGGCAGUGACUCGCCACCCGACAUCAAGUAUACACUUCUUCCCGGGCAAAAGGAAGAUCCCAAAAUUGGUUCCUACCUCGAUUUUGAGAAAGCAGAUAAUCCCCAGCCUAUUCGUGGUACUACGGGUGGUGAUGAUCCUGGCCCGAGAAAUUAUUACUAUGACAAAAUCAAUAGUGAUAAACUGGCACCUCCUGGGACUGAUCAUGGGCAGACUAUCAAUGCGCAGUGGCCGAUGGGAUUGAGUCAUAACAGAUUUGGAAUUGAUGGAGCUGGCUGGGCUCGCCAAGAGAACACAAAUGUUAUGCCAGAUGCGACGCUCAUGGCUGGUGUUGAUAUGCGCCUGGCACCUGCCGGUUAUCGUGAGCUUCACUGGCACGUGGCCGCCGAAUGGUCCUUAGUGCUGAAUGGAUCGUGUCGAAUUCAGGCUGUGAACGAGAACGGGGAGACAUUUAUUGACGACGUUGCUGCCGGCGAUGUGUGGUACUUCCCACCUGGCGUUCCUCAUUCAAUUCAAGCCCUCGAUGAUGGAGUUGAGUUCCUUCUGGUGUUCGACGAUGGCGACUUUAGCGAGGAUAACACAUUCCUGGCAACAGAGGUUUUCCUCCACACCCCGAAAGAGGUUCUCUCAAAGAAUUUUGGAGUUGAUGUAGCAGCAUUUGAGAAGAUCCCCGACAAUGAACUAUACAUUUUCAAGGGCACACCCGCCCCAGCGGAUAUCGAGAAACAGAAUGUGACGACAACUGCUGGCCUUGUACCUCGGGCUCAGAGCUACUCAUAUCACUUUUCCGAGCAGCCGGCUCACGAGGUUGCUGGCGGGUCAGUUAAGAUUGUUGACCCGCUCACCUUCCCCAUUGCCCGAAAUUUCUCUGCUGCUGUUGUUACCGUUCAUCCAGGCGGCAUGCGUGAAAUUCACUGGCAUCCAACCAGUGACGAAUGGACCUUCUUUAUUUCAGGCAAGGGCCGGGCAACGCUCUUCACUGCCCCGAACGCUGCAACUACGUUUGAUUAUGCCGGUGGUGAUGUCGGCUACUUCCCCAAAUCCAAUAGUCAUUAUAUUGAGAAUACCGGUGAUGAAGACCUAGUCUUUGUGGAGGUGCUCCAGGCGCCCGAGUUCACGGAUAUGGCUCUUGGCCAAUGGAUCGCGUCCACGCCAAAACAAAUUAUUGCAGAUACACUCAAUCUUAGUGAGGACAUGCUCAAUAACCUGAAGACUGAGAAACAAUUUGUUGUCGCUGGUCCUAGCAGUUAG
Penicillium coprophilum is the source of this 1404-nucleotide messenger RNA. RefSeq names its product putative oxalate decarboxylase. Lineage: Eukaryota; Fungi; Ascomycota; Eurotiomycetes; Eurotiales; Aspergillaceae. The annotation marks the transcript as partial. The transcript has 8 exons. The record is from RefSeq and is a predicted model, not a curated record. Gene Ontology annotation, biological process: oxalate metabolic process.